Coregonus sp. 'balchen' is the source of this 6112-nucleotide messenger RNA. The record is from the annotation of a GenBank genome assembly. Lineage: Eukaryota; Metazoa; Chordata; Actinopteri; Salmoniformes; Salmonidae.
AUGCUUAAAGGAGUGCUGCAGCAGGACACACAUAGAUACACCCGGACACAGAGAGAGCGAGACAGACAGACAGACACCGAGAGAGGCAUGGCACAGAGAGUCACCCACAGUCACAGCCUGUUCCCUUCUGGCCAGGCUGGGAGGCCCAGGGAUGUACUGGUCAAGUCAGGUAAGACCCAUGCAGAGCUACGCUCCACUCUGUCACUGUGGCAGAACAGCAGGGCUGACACAGAGGCUUCAGCAGAAGCCAGAUUUUGCAGGACAGUGUUUUAUAUGUUAUAGACUUUGUUUAUUUAUGGGAAAGGAAAUUGUGCAAGUAGAGAGAAGGUAGUGAGAUCUGUACAGUAUGUUGAUAAAACAACAUGGUUUUGCGAGGACACUGGAAUGUAUUACUGAAGUUAACUGGAGGGAACUUUGUAGAUACUAGAUGUUGUUAUCUGUUACAAUUGUCUCUACUUAUUAGGGAGAAGGUAUUUUAGAUACAUUUAGGAGGGCUCAUUGUUUGGGCCUGGAAAAGACCAACAUGGAGUGAAAUGUACUGUACAUGUAUGUGUACCUGAGACACAGAGCAUCAGAUCAGUCUCAUAGCAAAAUCCACUGAGGACAGCUAGCUAUGUCUAUAAUUUAUGCAUUGGCACAGCAGCACAGAUCGUCAUGUUAACAGUUUGGGAACGAUGUGCUGGACACACCAAGGUGUUAUCACCAGGCACUAUGACUUCAAAUAGCAAGAUUCAUUCAGGUAAUGUCCUCAUAAUGCUUAAGCAGGAUUUUUUUUGUUUUGUACUCUUGAGUCUUGGGACAUUUACAUGUUCUUUGUAUAGAAGAGCCCCUCCAUCCUCUGUCCAUCAAUUGGACAAUACAGGACCUGUUAUGUGCACAUUGAACUGAUCAAUGGCAGCUCUGUUGUCAUAUAUGUCUCAAACUGUUUGAGCCACCUUUCGCAAACUCUUUUUAUGUGUGUUCCACUUGCAGUAUUUGGAUGUCUUAUUGAUUUAAAUAGCAUAACACCGGGUUCACCUUUGUGUGAUCAAGUCAAAUAAACUGUGCUGCCUGCCGGGCAUGUUUGAACAGUUAUCAGGGGAUUGUGACUAACUGCCCUGAGUACAGAAACAGUAAAAUACUGCACUUAAACAAGCACACCAUUUACUGGGGUCACUUAUUCAAGCAGUAUGUCUGUACCAUUCUGUCUGUAUAACUGAUUCAUCUAGUGACCCUGAGUGAAUAAUUUGCUUAAUUCAACUCUACAAUUCCAUGAAGUUUACUGUAUGUUCUGAAUUAUUCUGAUGGCAUGUCUGGUUAGUGGCCUAACAUGCGUCUUCGUUGGCUUCUGCUGUUAUGUUAGACCCUUGCCUAUUUUAAUGAUAAUGACUUCAUGGAGCCUCAGUCUGAAUUUCAUGGUGUGUCAACAAUCUGUAUUCACAGUGUAUUCUGGGAAAACAACUCCCCCGCAUUGCCCCUUGGGAGACUGGGUGCUCUGGGCAUCUAAGGGGCUACGCUUGCAUUGCCACGACAACAACCAGUGUUCUGUUUGUAUACAAUCUGAAAACUCUUUCACUCUCAGAUUUUUCCUCCCAAGGUGCAUAGCGUCAUAAAACGAGACAGGAAUUAAAUCAUUUCCCUACCCAAACCAUCUGCAUCCACCUCCUGGAGUAACAGGGAAGUAAAUCUCUCACUGAAAAAAUCUGAAUGAGCUUUGGCGAAAGGCAAAAGGAAAUAGUUGGUUGACAGGCCCAGCUAUUUCACAAUAAUUUCCCAAACUCAUUUAUAAUCAAACAAUGUGUAGCCUGCUUUGACUCCAAUUACCACUUACUCAGAAUAUGCAAACAGAACCUAAGUGACAUUAUAAAGCAUUUCAAAGAACAAACAGCGACUCAAACGACAUAUUUCCGUAAAAUGGUUUACUGCAAAGAUUGUGGGAGAAUGAAGAUUGAAAAGGCUCCUGUUUCUCUAGCCACUGUACUGUAGCCUGAGCCUCAUCCCCUACCAUAGACACACAGAGGAAAAUAUGAUUUGCCAUGCUCCUCCAGGGAUCCAUCUAAAUGCAUUGACCCAAUGUAACUGGAUGAUGGACUCAGUGCACAGAGAUAUUACUAACUUACCCAGGGUGCAUCGAGAUGACAUCUAGCAUGUCCUAAAUGUCAAAUCAAUACAACCACAGCCAGGAUUAUAUGACUCAAGAAUUACCGAUUUAUCCUACAUGUCUGUCUCCUAUGUGACUAGGGUUGCAAAGGGAGGGUAUUUUACUGGAAACUUUCUAAACCUUCUUACCAGUAAACUACCAGAAUUUUUAAAAUGUUCAAGGAUUUUAUGUAAUCUAUCACAUCUUUUUGGGUACUUCAGAUUUUUACAGGUGUAUGUAAUUAUCUUUGGCCUUAUCACAUGUCAAAUCUAUGAAGUAAUUCAAUAAGAUUAGAAAAAAACUAAUAGAAUGACAAAGCUAUAAAACAUUAUCCUAAAUAUAAACCAUGACCUUAGUGAAUACCACUGGUUUUUAAUCAGUCUUUCAGCAUGAAAUAUACUAUUUAUUUUACAUACUUUUAUUUAUUUUACUGUCAGUCGUAUUUGAUGUCAAUGUUUUGUCGUCAAACUGGUGGCAGUUGUGAACAAAUUAAAUAGUUGAAAUAGUUGCAGAGUUGAAAAUAAUGCCAUUUGUUGAUUAGAUGCUUUUUUUGUUAUUAGGCUAUUUUCUCUUGAACCAUAUGGUCUAUCUACUAGAAACGUGUGGACAAUAUGGACACAGAUAUAAACAAGGGAACAGUAAAUGUUGUCCCCCACGAAUGAUGGAGCGCCCCCCUUUUGGGCCAAUUGAGAUAUCGUGUGUGACUAACUAGUUUCAGUCAUUACUAUAGCUCCUGCCUUGGGCCAAUCAGUGUAAUUUUGUAAAUGGCAUCUAUGGCAAGAUGCAUCAUUCACUCAAGUUUAGUCAAAAUCGGCCCAGUGCUGUCUGAGAUAUCGCGUGUGACUAAAGAACAAACGUACAGACGAAUGGACGGAGACAGAUUUUAAAAGUUAUCCAAGUAUAAAUGACUAAAUGUACGAUAGAUUGCCAUCGAUUUUCUGUUAAUUACCAAAAUUACUGAAGAAUCCGGUAACUUUGGUAAACUACCGGUAGCUUUGCAACUCUACAUGUGACACUGCAUGUCUGUCUUGAUCUUUUGAGGGAGUCUUGUCUAUUUUUAUGAAGGAUAAGCAAACAUUCACACAGAAGAUUGUGGAUUUGUAUUGCAUAACAAAUGAUGCAACCGGUCUUCCUUUUUUGUUUGUUGCCUCGCUGGCCUCAUAGACUAGAUGUAACAUAGUAAAUGAAAAUCCGACACUCAAAUUAGUAUGAUAUGUUACGUUUGGUAUGGUUACAUAAGACAUAUGGUUACUUAAGGCAAAAACGAAAGUUGGGUGGUUGGUCAGGAUGGAUGGGUGAGAGUAUAACGUGAAUGUCUAGCAACCCAAAUGUUGGGAGUUUGAAUCUCAUCACGGAUUGAGCUAAUUAGCAACUUUUCAACUACUUGCUACUUUUGAGUUACUUUGCAACUACUUAGCAUGUUAGCUAACCCUUCCCCUAACCCUUUUAGCUAACCCUAACCUUAACCUUUUUAGCUAACUCUUCUCUAACCCUAACUUUAACCCUUUAACCUAACUCCUAAACUUAACCCUAACCUUAACCCUAGCCUAGCUGACAUUAGCCAGCUAGCUAAUGUUAGCCACCUAGCUACAAUUCGAAACAUAUCAUAUAUUUUGCAAUUUCAUAACAUAUUUUACAUUUAGCAAAUUCGUAACAUAUAAUACAAAUUGUAAUUCAUAACAUAUCAUACAAAAUGGGUCUUGGACAUACACCAAUUAAUACAUACCAUACGAAACGUAACAUAUCAUACUUAAUAGAGUGUCCCGGAAUGACAUACGUAAUAAUACGAAAUGCUCUGAGACCAGGUUGUUGUUGCUGGUCAAAACGCAUGCACAGGAUCACAAGGCCAGCACAAAAUGUUGCACAUACAGAUGUGAAUGUACACCCAAACAUGAACACACACAGUACAAUACAUACUCUCAGCAUGCAUGUUCAUUAGUAUGUCCUGUAAGUGUUACAUUAUAGCCAUAGAGAGGGAAUGAGUAUUAGUGAUUGUGUAGGGAUCCAGCAGAGAGCUGGUGGACAGUAAGCUGCUUUAGACUUCGCUACUGCUUUAGAAACAUCUCCCUCCAUUUACCUCCAAGGCUUUAGAAGGCAUCUGUGAUUUCAGUGAGUCUGCAUCGCUGGACCAGCGCUCAUAAAAAAACAAUGACCCUGGGCUUCUCUUUCUCUCUCUCCUUCUCUCUCUUUCUAUGUAUCCCUCCCUAUUCUGUGUUGCUCACUUUCUUUAUAUUACUUUUUAUCCCGUCUCUCUCCAUACCCCCGUCUCUCUCAUUGUAAUACUUCUGUUAUCUCCAGCUCUCUCUGUAUUGCUCUCUUUCUUUCGAUUACUUUCUCUUUGAUUUCCUUCUCUGUAUUGCUUUCUCUCUUUCUAUUACUUUCUAUCUUUCCCUCUAUGAAUUGUGUUCUCCCUGUGCUCUCCCUCUCUCACACAGAUGACAUAUCUCUGUAGAGCAACAGGCCCACUCUAUUCAGUAAUUAAUAAUGCCCUUAUAAUCCUCAGACAAACGAGACAGCCUGGGUCACAUGGUUCUGCUGUUGUUCCUUCAGAGUUACUGCAUUGUACACGACUAAAACGCAAUACUUUUAUUGUACUUGUCAAUCUGCUGUUAGUGGCAUUCUGUCAGAAUGAGAAUGAGGCAGAUUAACAAAAUGGCCCAACUAGCAUUUCAAGCAAUGGCCUGAAUUCAAUCACCUGUAUUUGAUAAGGCAACACAGGAACCAGAUUUAUUUUUCCAUCUAAAAUGUGUUGAUGUGUUUGUUACUGUUUCCAAUGCCCAGAUAAUAUCCCGUUGGCCCCAGCCCAUCAACAUCCUGUCACUAGCCCUGAUUGGGAAGUGCUGAGACAAGACAACCACAGCUCAUUUCAUAUUUCUGAAAUAUUAAGUAGCAGAGAUGGUGUCUGGUUGCACUUGAGAAAGAGAGUCAUUGUUCUGAGCUGGCCUGCUUGCGUAUGACAUCUGAUCUCUCUACAGAAACACUCUGGCACAGAUCAGGUGCCUCUUAAUCUGUUUGUUCUGAUGGAACAAAACCCACUGAAAUAUGUGGAAAAUACAAUAGGCUGGGACAUUUGGGACAGACAGUACGAAACCAUGUCUAUGCUUGAAUGUAUCUGUGUAUGUUCUUAUGGGACCAUUCACAUCCUAACGACGGAAGCAACAUUCUAUGAAUGAUCCUAUCACUUCCAUUGAGAGUGCUGCAGAAUGACUAAAUCCCAUUCACGUCACAGAUGUCACUGAGGGAUUGAGUGAUAGUCGCCACACCUUUAUGGAAUACCUAAUAAUUGACUCAGAAAGUUAAGGCUCAGUGAACAUGACAUUCCCGUUGCUUGCGUGUAUGGUUUACAGUGAGCAAAGAAGGUGUAACCUAGCGUGUCAGCAUCUCAACCCAUAGCAGAGAGGGGAAAGGGGGAUAUGGAAUUUCCUCUAGCUCUAAAGAACACAAACGGAGCCAAGUGCCUGGCAGCUCACCUGCCGUUGUUCAGCUGCUGCCCGGCUAAUGUGUGCAAAUGAGCAGGAAUGUUUCCUCAUCUCCUGAGGAUCCAGAGAUUAUUGCCCCAUGAUGGGACUUGGGAACCUCUGCUAUGGACACCUUCCUGUUUCCUUCAGUCACGCCUCAAUUUCUAGUAUACGUUUCCCCUGUUUUGUUUCUUAAUCACUAACAAUGGUGUCUUUCUCUGUCCAUUUCUCCUGUCCUACCCUCUCUCCUCCUCUUUGUCCUCCAGCGUCAGCCUAUGCGGACCUGCAGUGGGAGCAGCAGCCCAGGCAGGAUGGGAGCCACCUACCUCAGGACUACCCUCACAGAGACCAGCCCCCUGUGGCUGGCUAUGUCCCCCAGCCAGACUACAUCGAGGGAGAUGAUGAUCUCAUCAAGCCCAAAAAGCUCCUUAAUCCAGUGAAAGCCUCCAAAAGCCACCAGGAGCUCCACCGAGAGCUGCUUAUGAGCCAGAAACGGUACAACUCCCACCCAACAGAGUCCCAUACAAGAUCUUAA